AUCACCAAAUGCCAUUUAUCUAGGUAAUACUGUUUUACUUUUUGUUUCUGCCUUAAUUUGGUCACAUGUAAACGUGCUUUGAACUAAUAAAGAUUUGCAAUUGGUGGAAAUUAAUGCAUGACUCUUCAGCAGAGUGCGGAAUGAAAGCAUGUGUCAUGAAAUUGCCAUUCUUUGAUCCUGUAUUUUCCAUCACUUGCGGACUGGUUCCGUGUAGAGUGUAGUCCAUUCUUAUUUUUUGUUUCAUAGAUUGGCCAAAAUGGGAAGGACUGGAUUCCGCUCUCUUCCACGAAGAGUCAAUGGAACUGGCUAAGAUCAAGGUCUGACGCUUUUUCCAUCUGUCAUCAGUCCCUUUUUGCUUUCUUUUACGACCACAUGAAACUUGAGAAGCCACCUAAAGCUAAAUCAUUUAGUGGAGUUGGGCAGUUCCCAAGUGUCCAACAAGAAGGCCUGGUUUAGGCUGCGAUGGCCACUGUCAUUCCUGGUGAUUUGUCAGAAGUAAGAGAUACCCAGAAAGUCCCUUCAGGGAAACGUAAGCGUGGUGAAACCAAACCAAGAAAAAACUUUCCUUGCCAACUGUGUGACAAGGCCUUUAACAGUGUUGAGAAAUUAAAGGUCCACUCCUACUCUCACACAGGAGAGAGGCCCUACAAGUGCAUACAACAAGACUGCACGAAAGCCUUUGUUUCUAAGUACAAAUUACAAAGGCACAUGGCCACGCACUCUCCCGAGAAAACCCACAAGUGUAAUUACUGUGAGAAAAUGUUUCACCGGAAGGACCACCUGAAGAAUCACCUGCACACACACGACCCCAACAAAGAGACGUUCACGUGCGAAGAGUGCGGCAAGAACUACAACACCAAGCUCGGGUUCAAGCGGCACCUGGCCUUGCACGCGGCCACGAGCGGCGACCUCACCUGCAAGGUCUGCCUGCAGACGUUCGAGAGCACGGGCGUGCUGCUGGAGCACCUGAAGUCCCACGCGGGCAAGUCGUCGGGGGGCGUGAAGGAGAAGAAACACCAGUGCGAGCACUGCGACCGCCGUUUCUACACGCGCAAGGACGUGCGCAGACACAUGGUGGUGCACACGGGAAGGAAGGACUUCCUCUGCCAGUACUGUGCACAGAGGUUCGGGCGCAAGGACCACCUGACGCGGCACAUGAAGAAGAGCCACAACCAGGAGCUCCGGAAGGUCAAGACGGAGCCCGUGGACUUCCUGGAUCCCUUUACCUGCAACGUCUCCGUGCCCAUCAAGGACGAGCUCCUCCCGGUGAUGUCCCUGCCUUCCAGCGAACUGUUGUCGAAGCCGUUCACAAACACGCUGCAGCUGAACCUGUACAACACUCCGUUCCAGUCCAUGCAGAGCUCGGGAUCUGCCCACCAGAUGAUCACCACCCUGCCUUUGGGCAUGACGUGCCCAAUAGACAUGGACGCUGUCCACCCCUCUCACCACCUUUCUUUCAAAUACCCGUUCGGUUCUACCUCAUACGCCAUUUCCAUCCCCGAAAAGGAACAGCCGCUGAAGGGGGAGAUCGAGAGCUACCUGAUGGAACUGCAAGGCAGCGUGCCCCCCUCUUCCCAGGACUCUCAAGCAUCGUCGUCUAAACUAGCGUUGGAGCCGCAGAUCGGGUCGCUGGAUGACGGCACGGGGGACCUCUCCCUGUCAAAAAGCUCGAUUUCUAUCAGCGAGCCCCUGAACACAGCAGCGCUGGACUUUUCUCAGCUGUUUAAUUUCAUACCAUUAAGCGGCCCCCCCUAUAACCCCAUAUCGGUGGGGAGCCUUGGGGUGAGCUCUCCCCAGGAGGAGGCACAUUCUUCUGUGGCUCAGCUCCCGCCACAAACCCAGGAACUUCCGGAUCCUGCCAGCACCAUAGGUCUGGGCUCUCUGCACUCACUAUCAGCAGCUUUCACCAGUAGUUUAAGCACAAGCACAACGCUGCCACGUUUCCACCAAGCUUUUCAGUAGGUUCCACGAUGCGGAUCCGUUACAGAAGUCUGUGUGUGUAGCCCUGCCUUAGGUGACCAUUUUUAUUUUAGUGCCUACUUGCAGACAGUAUACAAAUUUCUGCUUCUGUAUAGUACCAGUUUUCAUUAAGCCAGUAUAAAAUAGAAACUAGCUUUUUAAAUGAGCUUUGGAACCAUUUGUGUUCAGUUAUGUUUACCUGGGUAUUUUGUC
Messenger RNA from Lipotes vexillifer (Yangtze River dolphin), 2172 nucleotides. It is a transcript of the gene PLAG1, whose product is annotated as PLAG1 zinc finger. Gene Ontology annotation, cellular component: nucleoplasm. The transcript is spliced from 3 exons. The record is from RefSeq and is a predicted model, not a curated record. Bases 463 to 1962 code for a protein of 499 amino acids. Gene Ontology annotation, molecular function: DNA-binding transcription repressor activity, RNA polymerase II-specific; DNA-binding transcription activator activity, RNA polymerase II-specific; RNA polymerase II cis-regulatory region sequence-specific DNA binding. Gene Ontology annotation, biological process: regulation of immune system process; regulation of cytokine production; negative regulation of transcription by RNA polymerase II. Lineage: Eukaryota; Metazoa; Chordata; Mammalia; Artiodactyla; Lipotidae.